AUGGAACAAACGACAGGAAUGUCACUUCCGAGCCCGGAAGCACACGAACAACAGCAACGGCUGGACGCCGUGAAUUUCGUGCUGGAAGACAUGCGGCUAUAUCUGCCCUCCGGAAUCGAGCCGAAUACAUGGUCGGCUAUGAGAAAUUACAUGGUGGCAAGACUCGGCCAAUAUAAAGACUUCGACAACCUCCUUCUGCGGAACGCGUCAAUAGAGAUAAUGAACAAUGACGGUAUGAGACGGCUCAGUGACCUGAUCAUACAUGCAGGAGAACUCUUUGCAGCCUUUGUACAAUUAGGCCCAAUGACGGGCGCGGCCCUGCAAAGUUUUGUCUUUAGUGAGGAAAGAUUAUUAGACGCCACAAGGCAGCUUGCUGCCUAUGAGGCGCGGCUGGUGGAAUGCGACGCCCAGUUCGUUUUACAACGUAAUCUGAAUGAUGCGCUCGACCGGGUGUUUGCACGAACCAAAAGUGUUCUUCAGAUGAGAGAGCAAGAACUGGAGCAGGCCCAGCGAACCAUUCAGGAGAAAGAUGAGGAGCUCAACCGCACCAAGCGCAUUUUACAACGCGUUGAGGCAGAGCGCGACCGUUCCAGCAGGACCGCAGACUAUGUGAUUCUCCAGCUCGGUGAUCUCGAAAGGCGUCUCAAAGAGGCUGAGAAUAUUCAGCUGGGGUCUCAAGGCUCUGGCAAGCUCCCCGUCAGCGUGCCCUCCCAACCACGUCAGGCAUCUGCCCCAUGGACAACAUCAGCACCAGCCGGAGCCAACACAAACGCACAAGUGGCAUACACAGAGGCUUCGACAGAAUUGGAACAGUACCUUGAGUCCGCGCAAGACAAAAGUACCAGACCCGAAUCCAGAUUCACCGGAUUUUUCAAGGAGCUCGCCACGAAAGAAGCUCAGAAAGCCGAAAGUACCAAUGGUACAAUGGAGCACCUUCCGGAGAUGGACAGUGAUGCUUCUGUCAAGAUGCCCGUCGUGCCGCACCAAGUCGUACCUUGUAUGCCUCGGCUGCCCCAAGGUGCAACCACUCCUGCGACGAACGCCACUAAAAAGAGAAAUGACCUUGCUGAGGUCGUCAAAGAUGCCGAUGAUCCGGUUGACUCUCUAAACAUGGGUUAG
Molecule: messenger RNA, 1119 nt
Organism: Diaporthe amygdali
Lineage: Eukaryota; Fungi; Ascomycota; Sordariomycetes; Diaporthales; Diaporthaceae
Exons: 1
Coding region: 1-1119 (372 amino acids)
Source: RefSeq, a predicted model, not a curated record